Molecule: messenger RNA, 480 nt
Organism: Arachis duranensis
Lineage: Eukaryota; Viridiplantae; Streptophyta; Magnoliopsida; Fabales; Fabaceae
Exons: 1
Coding region: 1-480 (159 amino acids)
Source: RefSeq, a predicted model, not a curated record
AUGAAGGAUCAACAAUUCCCUAAGUUCUUAGAGAUUUUCAAGAAAUUGGAGAUCAACAUUCCACUAGCUGAAGGCUUAGAACAAAUGACACUCUAUGCAAAGUUUUUCAAGGACCUCAUCAACAAGAAAAGGAGCUGGAAAGAGAAGGAAAAUGUGGUCCUCACCCAGGAAUAUAGUGUUGUGAUCCAGAAGGGUUUGCCAUCCAAACUCAAAGAUCCAGGAAGCUUUUUCAUACCAUGCACCAUUGGGAACAUACCAAUUGACAAAGCAUUAUGUGACUCGGGAACAAGCAUCAAUUUCAUGCCACUUUCUAUAAUGAAGAAGCUGUCAUUAGAGGAGGUUAAUCCCACCAGAAUGUCAUUACAACUAGCUGACAGAUCCCUCAUAAUACCCGAUGGAGUGCUGGAGAACCUUCUAGUUAAGGUUGGAAAAUUCAUCUUCCCUGCGAAUUUUGUGAUUCUGGACAUAGAUGAGGAAUGA